This is a messenger RNA of Sphenostylis stenocarpa, 987 nucleotides long. Lineage: Eukaryota; Viridiplantae; Streptophyta; Magnoliopsida; Fabales; Fabaceae. The record is from the annotation of a GenBank genome assembly.
AUGUCGACCUCUUCCAUAAACGGUUGGUGCCUCUCUUCAAUCUCCCCAGCCAAAACCUCUCUUAAGAAGGUCACAUCAGGACCUUCAGUCUUUGCAACCCUCACCACUCCUUCUUCUCCUUCCUCUUCCUCCUCUUUCCCUUCUCUCAUUCAAGACAGGCCUGUCUUUGCUGCCCCUUCCCCCAUCGUCACCCCCACUGUGAGAGAGGAUAUGGCAAAGGACUAUGAGCAAGCUAUUGAAGAACUCCAGAAAUUGUUGAGGGAGAAGAGUGAACUGAAGGCCACAGCAGCUGAAAAAGUGGAGCAGAUAACAGCUUCACUGGGGACAUCAUCAUCUGAUGGCAUCCCUUCAUCAGAAGCCUCUGAGAGGAUCAAGACUGGUUUCCUCUACUUCAAGAAGGAGAAAUAUGACAAGAAUCCAGCUUUGUAUGGUGAACUUGCCAAAGGCCAGAGCCCCAAGUUUAUGGUGUUUGCUUGCUCAGACUCAAGAGUGUGCCCAUCUCAUGUGCUAGAUUUCCAACCUGGAGAGGCCUUUGUGGUCAGAAAUGUUGCUAACUUUGUCCCACCAUAUGACCAGUCAAAAUUCUCUGGAUCUGGCGCAGCCAUAGAGUAUGCUGUUUUGCAUCUCAAGGUUUCCAACAUUGUGGUCAUUGGACACAGUGCUUGUGGUGGCAUUAAGGGGCUUUUAUCUUUCCCAUUUGAUGGAACCUACUCUACUGAUUUUAUUGAGGAGUGGGUCAAAAUUGGCUUACCUGCAAAGGCAAAAGUGAAGGCACAGCAUGGGGAUGCACCUUUUGCUGAGUUGUGCACACACUGUGAGAAGGAAGCUGUGAAUGUUUCCCUUGGAAACCUGCUAACCUACCCAUUUGUGAGAGAUGGCUUGGUGAACAAAACACUGGCACUGAAGGGAGGAUACUAUGACUUUGUUAAGGGAUCUUUUGAGCUCUGGGGCCUUAACUUUGGCCUUGCAUCCUCUUUCUCCGUAUGA